UGCUAAUCAAAAAAAUAUUGCAGUAAUGAACCAGAUUCUAUUAUUAAUCAUUGGGUUUACCGCUGCUUUCGCAGCCGACACCCCCAGCAAAGCGAAAGGACCCAAAGUCACCGAUAAGGUUUGGUUCGACAUCGAACAAAAUGGCAAGCAAUUAGGACGAAUUGUUAUCGGUCUAUUUGGCAAGACAGUUCCGAAAACAGCCGAGAAUUUCAUUCAGCUUGCUAAAAAACCUAAGGGAGAAGGCUACGUUGGCAGCAAAUUCCACCGGGUAAUUUCGGAAUUCAUGAUACAAGGUGGAGAUUUUACCAAAGGAGAUGGAACUGGUGGACGGUCCAUUUAUGGCGAGAAAUUCCCCGAUGAAAACUUCAAGCUCAAACACUACGGAGCUGGUUGGGUAUCAAUGGCAAAUGCUGGUAAAGACACCAAUGGAAGUCAAUUUUUCAUCACUUGUAAAAAAACACCAUGGCUGGAUGGUCGACACGUUGUUUUUGGAAAGGUGUUGACUGGCAUGGAUGUUGUCCGCGCCAUAGAAACAGUACCGAAGGGUCCGAACGAUAAGCCUUUGGAAGACGUCAUUAUUGUCGCAGCCGGUCAUGAAGUCGUUGAAGCGCUAUUCUCUGUUGAAAAGGGGGAUGCUAUUUAGAUGUUGAGAUUUAAAUUAAGUACUGCCUUUUAUAUGCUUUUGUAAUUUACUGUGAUCUAAUAAUGAUAUGUGAUAAAUUAUCAAGAGAUGUGCAAUAAAUUAUUUUCUUGAACGAA
Messenger RNA from Cylicocyclus nassatus, 759 nucleotides. The record is from the annotation of a GenBank genome assembly. Lineage: Eukaryota; Metazoa; Nematoda; Chromadorea; Rhabditida; Strongylidae.